Molecule: messenger RNA, 2859 nt
Organism: Botrytis deweyae
Lineage: Eukaryota; Fungi; Ascomycota; Leotiomycetes; Helotiales; Sclerotiniaceae
Exons: 7
Coding region: 1-2859 (952 amino acids)
Biological process (GO): DNA-templated transcription; positive regulation of transcription from RNA polymerase II promoter by galactose
Cellular component (GO): nucleus
Molecular function (GO): DNA-binding transcription factor activity, RNA polymerase II-specific; RNA polymerase II cis-regulatory region sequence-specific DNA binding; zinc ion binding
Source: RefSeq, a predicted model, not a curated record
AUGGAGAACGUUCUUAUUAUCGGAGCCACUGGAAACAUCGGUGUCGCAGCAGUACUUGGAGCCCUGCAAUCUAAGCGGCAUGUGCUUGCAAUAGUGAGGAAUCAGGCCUCUGUAGACAAAUUAUUCAAACAUGUGGGAACAAAGAACGGCAUCACAACAGUCGAGGCCGACAUCAUGUCGGAAGGAGGAGUGCAAACUGUGGUGGACCAAGUCCGGGCUGGGAAACUGCCAGGUUUUCAACACGUUUACUCUGCUGCUGGAGGUGCAUACGGUGCAACGCCUUUGACUGAGCUAACCCUCAAGGAAUUGCGUCAAAUCAUGAGUGUCAACUUUGAAUCCAACUUUUUCGCUUAUCGUGCAACCAUCCCAUAUUUGCUGGAGCAAAAGAAAGCAACUAGCUUCACACUCUGCACCGGAGCACAGGGUAAUAUUGGGGCUCGCGCAGCACCAGCCAUCUCACAAGGUCCCCUCUUCUCGAGGACAGAGCGCUCCUGCUUCAUUCCAUCCUGUUGCCCAUCACCUCCAUUAAUUUUCAGUGAAGAUAUGGAUACUCGAGCACCAAAAACGCAGAAGGUGACAACGGCUUGUGAUCCCUGCCGAGGCCGGAAGGUCAAAUGUGAUGGUCAUCAACCAGUGUGCGGACCAUGCGAGAAAAGGUCAAAGUCAGUUUCCUGCACUUGGGUCACGGACUUUUCACGUGCUCCAGCAUCCGCAGAUUAUAUCAGACGCCUCGAAGAUCAAAUCAAACUGCUGGAAGCACGUAACAGUCAAGAUUGCCAGAUCUCACCCAGCAACAACCAAAGUUCAAAUAGUGCUUCUAGUGCCUCAGAAGACUUAUCAGCAGAGACCAAAAGUAGUCAUGGAGCUACGACUUCAGCUUCACCUGCAUCUGCAACAUGGCUUUCUACAGUUGCGUGGGAGGGAUACCCGUCAAUGAAUACGCCGGAAAUGAGCACCAAUCAAUGGCAGUCUAAUUUGGCUCCCACAAUCAGCCCAGGGCUAGUUCCUUCAUUUCAAGAGCUCUCAAAAAGCAUUGAUACUAUGUGCACCUCUAGCAUUCGUCCCAUACAUAGAAUUGUAGUGGAUCAUGAUCACGGGACCGAUGUUGUUGAGAACACUUUUGCACAAAGUUUCAUGCAAGAAGUGGAGAAAUUAGUCGCAGAGAAAAUCGGUGAAGCAUCCCCAUCUGCAUCAAAUAUUCUUGGCUUUGGUCCUAAUACUUCCCCAUCCCCAGUGUCAUCUUAUGGAUCACGACAAAGAGAUCCGGAGUACGUUUUACCAGCUCGGGAGCGAGCCGAUAGCCUACUCACAUCUUAUUUUGAGAACGUUCAUGUUUUAUAUCCAUUUUUGGAUAAAUUGGACUUCCAAGAAGAGUAUGAGAAAAUUUGGAGCUGCGACAACUGCAAAUCUGAUCAAGGGGCGUUAAUUUGUCUAAUCAACUCGGUAUUCGCUAUUAGCAGCCGCCAAACGAGAACAACAGUUUCAAGCCAUGAGAAUAUGGCUGUCAUCUUUUGCAGAAGAGCACAAGGAUUCCUCAACAGUCAAGAGUGUUCAGUCCGUUCAGUUCAGUCAUAUCUUCUCUUGGCGUUAUAUUUUCAAAGCAUGGGCGAGUCUCGUAUGUGCUGGUUAUAUGUUGGGAACGCAAUACGCACAGCUCAGAUGCUUGAAGUUCACUUACCUGAAACAAGCGAACGAAUAGCCAAAAGUCAAGCUAGAAACUCGCUUCGUAAAGCUUGGCAUAGUUGUGUUCUUAUGGAUAGAGAAGUUUCAAUGUCAUAUAGUCGACCAUCUAUGAUCGAUCCACAAGCUGCUGCUAUUAUCCCGCUCCCCGUACUUGUGGAGGAAGAUGACUAUCAGCCGAUACACAAUGAAGAAGAGCCCAUCGGAAAGCCGCAAGCUUAUACUGCUGAUUUCUAUAAGUCUUGUAUAGAACUUUGCGGUGUUUUACAUGCCGUACUUUUCGGUUCACGGUAUAGCCAAUCUAAUAUCAAUCUAAUAGAAGGUCGUUACACUUCCGAGAAUGUCGCAUCUCCUGGAGCGAACGUUUCCAUUAUCAGUCUACAGGAAAGGUUGUCAAAUUGGGAACGAGACAAUCCUGAGCAUCUCAGGAUUGAGCAGCAUCCCACAUACAACGAUCUAAGUGCUAUAUCAACCCGUCGAAGAGGGGUUCUUCACCAAAGAUAUCUCCACAUUCAAUUAUUGUUGUUGACCCCCGUUCUUCAGAAACUCAUUGGCACCGAGUUUCAAGAAAAAGCAGAACGUACCCGUCUUGGAAGUUUACUCUCUCAUCGAAUCUCUCUCCAAUGUGCAAUUGUAUGUGUCAAAAUUGCCCAAGAAGCUAUCGAUACUAUACACCAUCGCGAGACUUUAGGUUCGAAUGAGAUCUCUCCAUGGUGGUGCAAUGUAAUAUUCUUGUACAAGUCUGCAACAGUAUUGAUCGCAGGAGGUCUUUGCCCUUCAAUCGUGGCUGAAAUAUCAGAAACCGCAAUGCAUGAAAGUUUCUCCAAAGCCACUGCAAUUCUCAGACAACACACUACUUUCAACUCGUCAGUCCUCCGUCUAGUCACCAUAUUAGAUAUCCUGUUCCAAAUCGUGCCUCAAAAAUUCUCCCGCUUGAAGAAAGCUUCUCAACGGGUUGAAGCCGAGGCCAGGCCACCUACCCCCAAUGACGAUAACAGCGCGGCAACAUUCCAGUACUGGUGUCCGAUAAAACCAAUCCGUCAUGCCGCAUCUGCUCAUCAAGAUACCGUGCAUCGUAGCCCCGAAAAUAGUGGUUCAUCUCAGAUUCUCACGGAUUUGGACCGGCGUUUUGACACGGACGAUUUUACAUGGCUUAAUAAGAUGCCUUUUGAUACUUGA